AUGCGCCACACGUCGGUGGUUGUCAGCCGUUUUGUUGGGUCAUCCCCGACAGAGGAGAACACGAGCCGCGACGUGCUCUCCUCACCCCUCUCGCCGCCGCCGCCUCCUCCCAGCACAGGGAGCGACGAGGAAAGCGUGCCAGAGGACUCAGUCCUUGGAAGUUUGCCACGCGCGCUUGAGAGCGUCGUACGGAAGCUAGUGCGGCGGCCAGGCGUCACUAACUACCCAUCGACGGUUGGGAUGCAAGCAGGUGAUGGUGAUGGUGUGUGGCAGUGUGCCGCUACACCCCCCAUGAUGCCAGACAGCACAGACGGCAGGAGCGCCCUCACUCUUAACAAGUUGCCGCUUUUGGCCUCGCCUUAUUUCGGCUCAGAUGUGGAAACCACACGGGCAUCUGAUUUAGCCGCCCGCUACCCGUAUUACAAUUCACAUAUUUCGUUGCCCACCACUACAGGUAAUUCGCAAAAGGAAUUGAGACGACAAAAUCGCAGCUUGGGUGACGGUGCCUCUCCAAUGAUCCUCCAAACAGCGACUGACAACAUUAGAGCUGCCUCGCUCCCUCCUCUAACAGUAGUGGACAUGAACCAGGCCAUUGAGCAAUGUAUGCAGGAGUGCCAACGAGCGAUGUCGCCUCUUACCAGCAGUAUGCCCUUUAUUCGGGUUCACAAGGGUGAAUGCGUGGGGAAGGUAGACACAGCGAUCCGGAAUACACGCCUAGUUGAGUGUUUGAGAGAAGUUCGUAUGGAAUGUGGUGCUAACAGCUUUGUGGCAGCUUUUCUAUCCGCCAAUGGGUACAACGAGGCGCUACGCUCGUUUAGGAUGCAUCUGCCGUUGGCCGAGCAACAACUUCAAAGCUUUCUGUAUCAUCAACGAAAACAGCAGCAACAGCGUCAGGGUAGAUGUUUGGUUACAACUCCGUCUGUACAACAGGGAGGGCAAGAGGUGUUGCCAUCACCAGAAUAUGCCAUGACGAAUGAUGACUUGCUGCUCCUCGUGAUGGAAACUGUACGACGCAAACAGUUACUCAAUGACAGCCUACCCUGGCGGGAUGUCAAUUGCCAGCGAAAUGAUUAUCGUCUGGAGUCUUUGAGACGGCAGAAAACGCCUCAGGAGAACACCCCUACGUCGCCAGACAGCGGUGUUGCAACUUCGUUUGCUUCGGCCAUUGGUGGGUCGCUAGACCUCCUCAUUGAGGUUCUUAUUCUUGUGGAAACAGACAUCCCUUUCACCACGGGAAUGCCACUAAUGAACUAUACCAAUACCUUCAUUGUUCUUGCUUCUUUGUUUGUGAUGCCGGAGGUGUUAAUUGUGCGGCUUAUCCGCCUUUUUCGCCACGUGCAACAGGACUUGAUUUUGGAUCACAGCCGCCGCGUCUUUUUACAGCGCCGUAUCGUACAAUUUAUGACUGCCUACUGCAGUUAUCAUGAGGCGGAUGUGACGUCCACCCUUCUUGAGCGUCUUCGGCUGUUUUUGCAGAAGUUGUGUGUCACACCUCCGGUGGGUCACUCCGCACGCGGCGCCGAAGCCGUCACUUGUGGCGAGGCGAAAAGGUCAACGGCAGACACACAAGAAGAACUGGGCGGUUUCCUUUUUGUGCAUGCCGAAGUUGCGCCGAGCCUUAACGAGUUGUCCGCUUUUGUUGAGCUCACCUUAGAAAAAAUGUACAUGGCGUCUCAAGAAGGUGGUUCAGGUGUCUGCUGGCAACGGCAUUUAACGGCGCUUGUGAGGCCACUAGGCACCAUCUUGAAGACGUCGAACCAACAGUCUCGUGGUGCGGAAGAUGUGAACAGCGUCCAGGCAGCGUUCCACAAAGAGUAUCUUAAAAAGAAAGGGGAGCAUCAAGCGGAGGUUGCGUUCACAGUAGUUUCUGCGGAAACGCUUGCGAUGCAAUUAUGCCUUCUCUCAUUUAAGUUGUUUGCCGAUAUUCGUUUGCGUGAAUUACUUAACAAUGCGUGGUGUGAUGAGGUCAUGCGCAUGAGUGUGCCUAAUUACUUAUUGCGGCUGAUUGACUAUUCCUCCCACGUGCAGCGAUGGACGACGGCUGUGAUUGUGAGCCCGGCACGAUGGUCCGAGUGCCAAAAGGCCAUGACUUAUGUCAUUCGCCUCUGUCGUUGUCUGUGCGACCAACAAAACUAUGAAAUGGCCUCGGCUGUGUUGGGUGGCCUGCAGCAUCCUGCAGUGGUGGCAUUGGAAGACUUGUACCAAGGACGGGUUGAGCCUCACGGCAUAUUAGGCGAUGAGGAGCAGCGGGAGUUAACGGCGCUGCAGAAUCUCAUGGAUCCGUUUGCCUCCCAAGAGAGCCCUUCUUCGUUUUCCUGUAUCAGUAGCCGCGCCUCGGAAGAGUCACAGGCGCCGAUGAUUCCGCUGCUUGCACCACUCCUUGGCGUGCUUUUCCGCACCGAGGAGGUGAGGGGAAGGACGGUGGAGUUGUUUCCCACGACUGGACUUCCCGUCGUGAACUGGACCAAAAUAAUGGCGAUUAGCAAGACCGUGUUUUUGUGGCUCCGCUGCCAAAACACGCCGUACGCGUACGCACCGGACGCCACGCUGCAGCACUACUUGUGGCAGCUGCCCGGUCAUUUGCUGCGCGACGCAACCUUGAUGGGGCUUGCGCGGCAGAAACGCCAGCUGUGA
Molecule: messenger RNA, 2634 nt
Organism: Trypanosoma rangeli
Lineage: Eukaryota; Euglenozoa; Kinetoplastea; Trypanosomatida; Trypanosomatidae
Exons: 1
Coding region: 1-2634 (877 amino acids)
Biological process (GO): small GTPase-mediated signal transduction
Molecular function (GO): guanyl-nucleotide exchange factor activity
Source: RefSeq, a predicted model, not a curated record